AUCAUUUUAAAAAUCUUUAUCAAGUUACUGUGAGAACUGGGCUCCCUCCUUCUGCAACUUGGAAAGAAUCCAUCAAUUCUCCUCCUGAACUUCUUACUCCUUUGUUCAAAUAAGACUGAUUGAGUUGGAGAUAAUUGGAAGAAGGGAGAAGAAAGAAGAAGAGUGGAGUGAAAAGAGAUGACUUCAGGGGGAGGGAGGAUGCCGACGUGGAAGGAGAGAGAGAACAACAAGAGGAGGGAGAGGAGGAGGAGAGCCAUCGCCGCCAAGAUUUUCUCUGGUCUGAGAAACCUCGGCAACUAUAAGCUUCCGAAGCAUUGCGACAACAACGAGGUACUUAAAGCCCUCUGCGCUGAGGCCGGCUGGGUCGUCGAGGAGGACGGCACAACUUAUCGCAAGGGAAGCAAGCCACUCGCACGACCACCGGAGGCGACAGCAGGAGCCCCAUGUACCAACUACAUAAGCCCAAGUUCAGCCUUCACCAGCCCUCCAUCUUCGGCCUUCACCAGCCCUGUGCCUUCCUACCAUGCGAGCCCAACAUCUUCGUCCUUCCCAAGCCCCUCCCGACUUGAGAAUUCUGAUAAUCCCAACAGAAUCAAUACCUCUUAUAUCCUCCCUUUCAUACGAAACCUCUCAUCACUUCCUCCUCUCCGCAUCUCCAAUAGCGCUCCAGUGACCCCUCCACUCUCCUCCCCAUCUUCCCGGCCUCUGAAGCUUAGGAAGCCUGACUGGAGCUACACCGCCUACCAUGGCCACCCUCUAUUUCUGGCCUCAGCCCCGGCCAGCCCCACCCGUGACCGACAUCACCAUCAUCCGGCGACGAUACCUGAAUGUGAUGAGUCUGAUUCUUCUACUAUCGAUUCCAACCGUUGGGCCAGUUUGCAGAAUACUGCUCCUGCAUCUCCCACUUUCAACUUGGUCAAUCGAGCUCGUCUAAUGCCAGAGUCUGCUGUGGUUGCAGGAGGGAUACUCGAAAGGAGCCUAAGCGCCAUUGAAUUUGAAUUUGAGAGCAUGAGGGUCAAGCCAUGGGAAGGGGAGAGGAUUCAUGAGGUUGGGGUAGAGGACGAUUUGGUACUCACAUUGGGUUUGGGUAAAUGAUGAUUUCAUUUAUUUGUGAUGUGAAAGUACUGGUCAAUUUGUUUCAGGACACUGGAUCUUUCCCUAUCCCAGAUCAAACAUCUAUGGCCUUCUCCAUUGGUGAACUUAAUGGAGCUAUGAAAUCUUCCAUUGAUGAAAUCAUUUGAAAGCAUGCUUUCCAAGCACUUUCUAUGCAUCAUGUGGCUUAUUACUAUUCAAAUUUUGAGCUUUAUGAAACUAUGAUCUUUUAUUGAUUAUGUCAUUUCCAA
Messenger RNA from Dendrobium catenatum, 1343 nucleotides. Its product is annotated as protein BZR1 homolog 1-like. The record is from RefSeq and is a predicted model, not a curated record. Gene Ontology annotation, molecular function: DNA-binding transcription factor activity. NCBI's taxonomy places the organism in Eukaryota, Viridiplantae, Streptophyta, Magnoliopsida, Asparagales, Orchidaceae. The coding region runs from base 178 to 1095 and encodes 305 amino acids. Gene Ontology annotation, biological process: brassinosteroid mediated signaling pathway; DNA-templated transcription. The transcript has 2 exons.